AUGUCUCUCCCCCAGCUCUUGAAUGGCAAAGUCGCCGCCAUUACCGGCGGGCUGACCGGAAUUGGUCGCGCGAUCGCCCUCGAAUACCUCCGACACGGCGCCUACGUCGCCGUCAACCACCUCGGUGGCUCCAACGACGAGCCCCUUCUGACCGCCAUGAAAAAGGACGUCUCAGAGCUCCUACAACAAACCUCCCAAACAGACAAAGAGCGCUUCAUCACCGUAUCAGGGGACAUCUCCAAGCCCGAGACAGGGACGGAAUUCAUCGAGAAAACUGUGCAAGCGUUCGGAAGACUCGAUGUGUUCGUAAGUAAUGCGGGUGUUUGCCGCUUUGAGGAGUUCCUCGAUGUAACCCCCCAGCUCCUCAACCACACCAUAACCACCAACCUGACCGGCGCUUUCUACGCCGUGCAAGCCGCCGCCAGGCAAAUGGCCUUCUCGCAAUCUCCGCCCGGGGGCUCAAUAAUCGGUAUAUCGAGUAUCUCUGCACUCGUGGGCGGCGGGCAGCAAACGCACUACACACCUACAAAAGCAGGUGUAUUAUCGCUGAUGCAGUCAACGGCCGUGGCGUUAGGGAAGUAUGGGAUUCGAUGCAAUGCGCUUCUGCCGGGGACAAUCCGCACACAGCUGAAUGAUGAGGAUAUGAGUGAUCCAGUUAAAAGAAAGUAUAUGGAGGGGAGGAUUCCGUUGGGGAGAUUGGGCCAGCCACCGGAUCUGGCAGGACCAGCGGUGUUUUUGGCGUGUGAGGGGCUGAGUGGUUACGUUAUAUUGGUGGAUGGAGGGCUAUUUGUGAAUCUUCAGUGA
Molecule: messenger RNA, 804 nt
Organism: Aspergillus nidulans FGSC A4
Lineage: Eukaryota; Fungi; Ascomycota; Eurotiomycetes; Eurotiales; Aspergillaceae
Product: SDR family NAD(P)-dependent oxidoreductase
Exons: 4
Coding region: 1-804 (267 amino acids)
Molecular function (GO): oxidoreductase activity
Source: RefSeq, a predicted model, not a curated record